GUCACAUGGCUGAGUCCGGCAGUGCAGCAGCAGCAGCAGCACAGUGCUGGACUUCACUAACUUUUCCCCCAGUCUCAAUCUGAAGUGCUGAGGACAAUCACAGCUCACAAUAUGGAAAUCCCGGCCAUAAACCUCAAGGCCAUCGUGCUGGUCCACUGGUUGCUGACUAUCUGGGGUUGCAUGGCCAUGCCACCAAACUCCUACGCCUGGGGAAAUUUCAGCGUUUUGGCUGUGGGUGUGUGGGCCAUCGCUCAGAGGGACUCAAUAGAUGCUGUGGUAAUGUUCCUGAUCGGCAUGACUGCGACGAUACUGACAGACAUCAUCCACUUUGGAAUUUUCUACCCUGCGUUUCAUGAAACCAAUGACUUCAUUCGCUUCAGUAUGGGCAUGGCCAUCCUCAGCCUCAUCCUCAAGCCUCUGUCCUGCUUCUUUGUCUAUCAGAUGUACCGCGAGAGGGGUGGAGACUACAACAUCAACUUUGGCUUUCCCACAGUGACUCGGAACAGAGACGCCUACCAGUCCAUUGACCAGCAGGACCAGUCCAGCUCGGCCAAACCAUUCAACCAAGCAGAGGACCACAAACCCGGGGUUCGCACAUACUGAAGACUGCAUUCAUUCAUUCAUAAGCCUCUGUCUGAGCGAAUGUUGUGUUGGUUAGAGGUCUGGUAAAUGUUAGCAGGUGCAGUUUGGAGGGCAGUAGUGCACCAUAUUAAGUUAUAUUUUUUUGUUGGUUUACAAGUUUUCAGCGAAAUUCUGUGUUUAUUUUUUCGAGCCUUAAAAAGUCGAUUGCUGUAUUCAUAUGGAUAGUCAUUGAAUCAUUUCAUUUCAAUGUGCCAGAUUGUCUAGGUUUUCUAAGUAUAUGAAUCAAAGGUACUUUUUAGACAAUUUAUUUUAUAAGCAAUGAGAUUAAUGUAAUAUAUUUUACAAUAUUCAAAUCAGAGCUCUAGUAUCUAGUUGGAUUUGUAUUGUUCCAAUAUGUUUGGAUUCUAACAAUGCAAUUAUUACCAAAUAUAAAAUUAAAAAUAGAUAACGUGUUACAUUUACUUGAUUCAAAUAUGUGGCUCACUUCCACAUUAAUAACAUAUACACUGUAAACCCACUAUUUGUUUGAACUCACAUAUAGUUAAGGUUCGUUUUGCAUAAAAUUGGAUAUUUCCAAACAGUCAGGUGAACACUUGUGGACACAUACAUUUUUUUUUUUUUUUUUUUUUUUUGAGUUGAAUCCAUUUCUGACGCGUCAGUGUGUAGUAAUUCCCCCAGGCUACCUUAAGUGAACUUAUAGAUAUAUAUCAUAAUUAUCUGUCUAUCUGUGUUGAAGGCUGCAAGCAUCCUUUUCUGAGCUGCUAUCCCUGUGUUUGCUGUUUGUUAUACUGUUCACUCUAUAACCUCUAUAGUAUUUCAAAUCUAUAUUGUACUUAAAUUAAAUAAAAAAGGAGACUUGAUACAAAACUAUUUCACUACCUGACAGUAAAAAAUGAUAAGUGACAUUAAACACUGGCCAUUGUGCUCAUGGCAAGGCCACAUCAUUUAUUGGGAUAGCUUGACUAAGGCCUGAUAGUGGGUGCCAGAUGGAUGGAAAUGGACAUUCCAUUUAUAAAGUUGUGUGGGUAUCACAUCUGUACUGUAAAUAUGUAAUAUUACUACCCAUUAUACAGUGAUUGUGACUAGCGGUAUAAAUAAUUUGAAUUGGGUUACAUAUCCUAUUGUUUAAAAAAGUGAUCACUCAUCCAUAUAGGAAAAGAGUUUAAAAUGGAAAACAAAUGAAAAGUACAGUAAAAAUGCUAAUGCAUUACAUUAAAUUAAUGUGGAAUUGAAUUAAUUUGCAUCAAGUAAAUUGAAUACAUUCUGGGCUUGUUUCCCAGAGAUGGAUUAAGCCCAGUCCUGGACUACAUUGCAAUGCCAGUGAGUGCUGUAUCACCAUUUGAAAUUCUUUUUAGUCCAAUAUUAGCUCUGAUCUAGAUCUGGUAACCAAGCCCAGUGUUUCUGUGUGUGAACACAUUUUAGACAGAAUAUUAUAUCCACCUCUUGUUAAUUUUGUCAGCUUCACUGAGCAUAUUGGACAAUUUGUAGUUCUAUAAUGACAGACUGUAGUUCUGUAUCUGUUUCUCUGCAUACUUUACUAUUAUCCUACGUUCACCCUGUUCUUCAUAACGCAGGACCCCAAAGGGCAGCUACUAUUUAGGUGGUGAGUCUUUGAUUUUCAGCUCUGAUUAGCAUGGUGGUGGUGUAUGAUCCACUUGUACCAAGCAGAACAACACCCACUAACACCUCAGAUACAGCAGGGUAGAUAAAGUGACAGUCAGAGACAGAAGCUCUGAAACAGUUUGUGUUGACCAUCCUCUAGUCCUUCACAGUGUUGGGCACGUUAAUUAAAAAAAGUAGUUAGUUAUAGUUACUAGUUACUCCUCCAAAAGUAACUGAGUUACUAACUGAGUUACUCCACUAUAAAAGUAACUAUUGCGUUACUAUUGCGUUACAUGCCCCCCCCCUCAACUUCCUGUAAUUGGUCUGAAAGUCUGAACAAUCUAGAAAAGUGUUUUCAACACUGCAUUUUCACACCUAUAGUUUCUUUCUAUGAUUCGAAUCAGUUGAUGAGUUAAUUUUUUUCUCUGUUUGGUUUGGUUUCACACAGACUAAAACCUAAAUGCACCAAUAAACCACUCGAGCACAUUGUUUUCUCUGAUUGGUCAGAGCUGUCUGGUGCACUCUGUUCUAUCAAACAGUGUUUUCAGUGGGACAUGCAGUGCAGAAGUACACGUAGUACACAGAGUGGCAUCCUAUCAGCAGUUUAGCUCAAAUAAAAGGAGUAUAUUUGAUAGCUGGGUCAAAUCGAGACUGGAACAAGUUUUCAGCGCAUCGAACCGUUCAGAGUUUGAGACCGGACCAAGACUACCUCCUCUAGCAGGUCUCAGUCGGGUUGUUUUGAUCUGCACCCGAGUGCGAUUACUCUCUUCACACCUGCUCAAUGGAACUGCAACAAGGGUACAAACAAACCAGAGUCCGUUUUAACUGGACAAACAAUACUGGUGUAAAAACACCCUUAGUCGGGCGAACUCUGGUUCUUUGUUCUGGAGCGUGGUUCACAGCCUCUUUCAUGCCUGCUACUUUGGUUCAGACCUAAACUGAAAAGUUGAAAAGUCAGGAACAAACAAGGUAGGUGUAAAAGCAGCCUUACACACCACCAGCAUGUCAUUCAGUGUCACUGCAAAUAAUAAUAUCUGCUCUGUGGUGGUCUCUCCUGUGGGGUCCUGAGAAUUGAAGGACAGGGUAAUAGGAGAAUAAUAAUAAUAAAAUAUGCCGAGACACAGAUACAGGACUGCAAUGCUGCCUGUAAUUAAUAGAACUAUAAAGUGUCCUAUGUGAUGAGAGGAGCUGGAAAAGAUGAAGAUUGAGUGCAAAUUCAAGGAGGUUGUCAUAAUAUUCUGACUGGACUUUGUAUAUCUAAAUAUCAAAAUGUUGUAAAUGAAAUUACAGUUAGCAGCAGGAACUCUCAGCUUGUUUGAACAGUAUUGGUGUAUUUAUUGGACAAAUUGUACUGGGUUAGAAAGAAAAUGCUGGAUAAUUGUUUUAUAGUUGUGUUCUUCAUGUUGUGUACACACUACUCUUUUGUCAGCCUGAUGACUACAUGGUGGUUUGUGUGAAAGACUUUAUCAUGUGGCAACUCUGUAGUUUAUAUCUGCCACUAAACGCAAUACUCACUUCCUCAGUGUGUUUCUCUCUUCCUGUUGAUGUGAUAUGUUGCCUGUUUCUGAAUGAGCCAGUUCUUCCGCCACUGAUUAACCCUGGUCUUGGAUUAAAUUGCUCAGUCUGUUGUGAUUCAUCAUUGGAAAAUGCUUUCUGCAAGAAGAAAGGCUCAAAGGAAUGCUUGGGUAAAAUCAAACACAUUUUCGACCUUUACCUCAAACCUGUUCUAUCUGCAGACAUGGCUCGGUUUGAGUUUUGUUUCCUGGCCUGUUUUGUUUUGAUGCUUCACAAAGAAAUCUUUUAAAUUGAUUUUAGUCUUUUUAAAAUAUUUUUUGUAAUCCUUUUCCAUUUUUCCCUACAUUUUUUCAGUUAUAAUCUGUGGCUUAAAGAAACAAUCAGUACUAAAUAAGAGCAAGUGUGUGAAAUUGUUACAGCAGUCUACAGUUGUCUGAUCCACCCGUGAAGCUCAUGCGGGGUUGCCAGAUUGAGGACACAGUGGCAAGUAAUGAUGAGUCUUACUCUGUAAGCUGAUCAGCAAAUGUAUAGGUUUCAAAUGUUUUACAAAAAAUGUACUUGGAUAUAACAUAUAGUAGUCAGUAUACAGAUUGUAUAGCUGUAUAGAUUUACUGUUUUCAGAGAAUAACUCAACACACAGCCGAAGGUGAUUGACUGAGCACCCGUGGGGCAUCCUCAAGUGAAAGGUGGAAGGAGUGCAAGGUGUCAAACAUCCACCAGCUCUGUGAUGUCAUCAUGGAGAAGUGGAAGAGGUUUUCAGAAGAAGUGCUCGAUAAUAAUGUAAAUCUAUACUGCUAUACAGGCUGUACACUGACUACUUUAAGUUACUUUAAAGUGUUGUCCCAUGGAAAGAUGAAAUAAUGAAAUAUGUGCAGAAAUGUGAGGGGUAUACUCACUGUUGUACACUGUAUAUUAAUAAAAUAGUUUGUUUAUUUUGCAGAUUAUCAUUCUAUAAUGCAUUUAGCUCUGCAGAAAAACUACUGAAAUAAACAUCAGACAUAAACCGUGCCUCAGCCCAGUAAUAUAUCUGGAGCAGAAGGAAAAAUGAUUCUUUGAUCUGUGACAGUAUGGGUGGGAAAUAUAAUGCGCCAUAAUUGUGAUAAAUGCAUUUCAAUACAUUCCAAUAUAUUUUAAUACCCAAAAAUAACAUGUAUCCCAUCACUGUAUAUCAGAGAUAUUUUGGCCACAAACAGUGCAGGAUAAUCUGGACUUGGCUAUAAUCAUGAUUUAUUUUCUUUUUUUGUGAUUCUGUCCAAUUUAUUAAAAUAAUGACAUUCUGUUGUGAUUUUGA
This is a messenger RNA of Astyanax mexicanus (Mexican tetra), 4990 nucleotides long. RefSeq names its product angiotensin II receptor-associated protein. Gene Ontology annotation, cellular component: plasma membrane. Bases 112 to 603 code for a protein of 163 amino acids. The transcript is spliced from 5 exons. The record is from RefSeq and is a predicted model, not a curated record. Lineage: Eukaryota; Metazoa; Chordata; Actinopteri; Characiformes; Acestrorhamphidae. Gene Ontology annotation, biological process: regulation of blood pressure; angiotensin-activated signaling pathway.